Molecule: messenger RNA, 626 nt
Organism: Paramecium sonneborni
Lineage: Eukaryota; Ciliophora; Oligohymenophorea; Peniculida; Parameciidae
Source: the annotation of a GenBank genome assembly
AUGCCGGACUUAAUGAAUAAAAACAUAUUAACAUUGCGUGGAGGGGGCUGUGGAUCUUCUUAAAUAAUGCCAACAAAUCCAAGUCUAAAAGACAAAGAUUAAGAUAUUGAAAAUUUCAUCACUAAAUUCGAUUUUUAUGUUGAAAAAAUUUGUGCAAAAGCCGCUGUUGCUGCUAAUUAAUCAGAAUCGUAAGAAAUAAUGAUAGCCAUAUAAUGGUUCAUUUUUUAAGAGGAAAAUAUCUACAAACUCAACAAAAAUGCUGAAAAGGUCAAAAAAUCAUAUAACUUGAUCGAAGGAAUCCGAAAAUUAUUGAAAAGCUGUUUAAUUUAUGUCCGAACAGAUCCCUUUAAAUGUUUUUAUAUCUUAAAGACAACAGCAUCACUAUCAAAAAUCAUAUUUAGCUUCCAUAUUAUAAAUGAUAAGAGAUUUAUGAAAUGUGAUUUAUAAAAAGAAUUUCUGGAUAUUUCUGAUGAAUUAAAAUAAUAAAUGGAAAUAGAAAAGAAUGACUUGAUUCAAAUUUAAAUGGAACUUUAUCUUUUUUUAACAAAAACCUCUUUCGAGUUUGCUCCAAACAAUAGUACCGAAAGGUAAGAUAUUAUCAAAGGAUGUUUAGGGGGUGUAAUUGA